CCAGCCCAAAUUGAGGGAGAGGGAGAGACCGACUACGUAUCAUGUUGGGCCUUAUGGGUUAUAAAAGUGCCCUCACGCGGGAGAGACUCACCCCACGCGGCCACGCCACUCUUUCUCGUAGGCCCGCCCUACCCCAAGUCCCCAACCCCGACCUCGCGAUGGCCGGCGACGGCGAUUCCGACACAUACCUGAAGCGCAUCCAGGCGGAGACCCUCCGUAACGAGCACAAGCGCGUGUGUAUUGACCAAGAGUUCCACAGUCCCGCCGGCUCUCCAGCGUCCUCUUCGCCUGAAACCGGAUAAGAUCACCCCCACCUCCCUGCCAUUGCUUAUUGCCUUGAAGAAAUAACCUUUUUUUUUAAGGUGCAAAGACACAAAUUUUGUCGAGAGCUGCAAACGCAACCGCUGUUUCCUUUUAGUUUGUGAACUAGUAGUUCAGUUAACAGCGAGAUAGCACGCUCAAGCGUGAAGUUUAAGUGUGCCUGAAGCUUAAGUGUGUCCAUGGGAAAACAAGUACUACUCCCUAUGUAAAGUUGUAAACUAAUAUAAGAUCUUUUACUCCCUCUGUAAACUAGUAUAAGAUCUUCUAGAUCCCUCUGUAAACUAAUGUAAGAUCUUUUAGAUCACUACUUUAGUGAUCUACUCCAGAUAUUGUAUUAUACAGUAUUAAUUUACAGAGGGGGUACUUAUUGGGGCUACUAGUAUGGAUCUGUCUAAGUUUGAGCUGAAUGACACACCUCAUAUGCUUGAAUCAGCCGACAUGUAUGCCCAUCUUCAGUUUGCCCUUCCUUUAUAAAUUAACACUGUAUUUUGUAUGCUGAAAUGAUGGGCACUUGUUAUAACCCAUAUGGCUGAACUAACCACAAUAGUCACUGACACAGUAUCAUUUUGUCUAGGGUUGAGGAGCAUGCCGGCAAGGUGAGCAGCAGUGAGCUUGGGUGUACAAGCACGGAUCUGGCUAAUUUUGAGACCCUGACGCUGAACGAUACACCUCACACACUUGAAUCAGCCGACAGGGUGGUAAUGCAUGCUGACGCAGUCGAUGGUGCCAUUCUUGAUUCCACACUUGCGGAGCCACCAGCGCACGAGAAAGAAAAACCAAGGCGGGAGAUACCACGAAAAUAUUGGCCACCCAAAUAUGAAGGUGAUAUAAAAUUUGCAGAAGAACAAGCUCGAAAACAAGCUGAAUCAAUUCAAGAACGAGGACAUUAUACUUCUUCUAAGGAAGAACUUGCUCAAAAUGCGAAUAGAUGGAUGACCGAGGAGGCGAUGGUGGCUUUCAGAAAAUACAUCGAGAGUGAAGAUGAUCUUAAGGGAGUUGAGUAUGAAUUUGAUGAACUUCUCCAUCAAUGUUUUAAUGUGGAGCAUUAUUUAAAGACAUGUCAUCACUUCACCUUUACUGUCAAGAUAAAGAAGCAUGGCUCAGCCGAUUGGACAUCAGUGAUGUACUUCACUGAGGUCCGCGGAAUAUUUAUGAUAAAGGAUUAUUUCUGUUAUCCUUUAGACCCGGAUGAAAAUGGUCAAUGUUAUGCAUGUCAGAACCAAGGAAUGCAUGAGUUAAGGCACCCAUCAGUAGGGAUAUUUGACUGCGGCAAGGAAGAUGCAUCAUUUCCCUACUAUUGUGAGGAAAGUGACUCUGAUGAAUAUCAUCCAAAAAUGGAAUGGAGUGAAUCUGAUGAUGAUAUGAGUUGAUGGCAUUGUCCAUCAUUCUUGUAGGAGUGCAUCCGAAAAAUGGUCACUUGCCGCACAGCAAUGGUUUAUCAGGGUUCACCCCUAGCUCCAGCAGUAUCAUCCAUGGCUGGCUGGGACCUUUUCUAUUUUUGGGUUCUAUGUAGAGAGACUGGCUGGACAUGGGAUGUGCUAUUAUGUAUUGUUGGUUAUAAUGCCACACUGGUGUUUGCUCUGAUGCAGCCGGUUUGUUUAAGUUCUUGGUUUCGCACCUGGUGAACUGUAAGUUUGCAUGUACUUUUUUUUGAGUUGGUGUUUUCAUGUACUUGGAAGUUGGAACUGAUGAACAUCAUCUGACUCAGA
Molecule: messenger RNA, 2030 nt
Organism: Triticum aestivum (bread wheat)
Lineage: Eukaryota; Viridiplantae; Streptophyta; Magnoliopsida; Poales; Poaceae
Exons: 6
Coding region: 1023-1691 (222 amino acids)
Source: RefSeq, a predicted model, not a curated record